This is a messenger RNA of Hibiscus syriacus, 716 nucleotides long. RefSeq names its product myb-related protein 308-like. The record is from RefSeq and is a predicted model, not a curated record. The coding region runs from base 81 to 626 and encodes 181 amino acids. Lineage: Eukaryota; Viridiplantae; Streptophyta; Magnoliopsida; Malvales; Malvaceae. The transcript has 2 exons.
UCCAAAACUUCUUAGAAGUCCCCCAGCAACAAUAUAAAAACCAUUUGUCAAAAGUGUUAGUGGAGCCGAAGUCUUAGUACAUGAAGCAAAUGGGAAGGACUCCUUGUUGUGAGAAAGGUCACACAAACAAAGGAGCAUGGGCUAGGGAAGAAGACGAGCGCUUAAUAGCUUACAUCCAAGCUCACGGUCAGGGUUGUUGGAGAUCGCUACCGAAAGCCGCCGGCCUACUUCGUUGCGGCAAGAGUUGCCGUCUCCGAUGGAUUAACUAUCUAAGACCCGAUGUUAAGCGAGGUAACUUCACCGAUGAAGAAGACGACAUCAUCAUUAAGCUACAUAACCGUCUCGGUAACAAGUGGUCGAAGAUAGCAUCGAGGUUACCGGGAAGAACAGAUAACGAGAUCAAGAAUCACUGGAAUACACACAUAAAGAGGAUGAUGCUGACUAAAGGUAUAGACCCCACAACACAUCGAUCCAUCAAUGAACAUGUCUCAUCGACGAUUGUUCUUAGAGAAGAUACGAAGAUCCAUGAUGAACUUAGUUGCAAUAACCAGAACAAACCAGAAGAAGAAAAGUGUCCGGAAUUGAGUCUUGAGCUGCGAAUAAGCCUUCCCUCUUCAAGUACAUGACUAUGAUAGCAAAAUCAUAGUACAAAUAGUUCUAAGUUUUAAAUUUCGAUAGUUCCCCUCUGGUUUUUAUAUUAACAAUAGGCUUUUAUC